AGAAAAUCAUGUUGUUUUUUCCCUAACGAUUAUUCCGGAAUGUGGUAACAAGAGGGUGAGAAUAAUAUAAACUUUAGGCGUGUCGGCGUCUGUUUUAUAAUGUUUUAAAGAAAAUUGCAUUAGAUGAACAUUUUUGUUACAAUAUUCUUAAAUGAUAGAAAUCUAAUGUAUUAAAAAAUGUACUUCCUAUCUUAAAAUGUUGAAGGUACAAACGAUUUCAUACAUGGAAAAUGUCCGCAAGAUUCUUUAUCAGUGGAAGAAGGUAUGUUCUUAUGGGGUAACAGGAGGAAGGUAGCCUUUGUCGGGGAAUGGAGACGGAGAGCGUAAAAUCGGGGGCUAGCGAGCAUAGCCAUAGCCAUCAUAGCAGAACUUCUCAAAAACAUCAUCGUACUCACAGUUCUAAAUCUCAUCACAGACAACACUCGCACAGAAGUACCAGGACCAAUCGCAGUCAGAAGAAAGAGAGACACAAUUUAGACUCCACUGAAAUGGCACCUUUUCAAACAACUGUUAAUGUUAGAGGUGAUAGCGUUGAUAAUUUAGGUCAAGAAGUUAUAGAAGUUCAAAUUCUACCUCAGGAUGAAAACUGGGGUGAAAAUACUACAGCGGUUACUGGAAACACAUCUGAUAGAUCUGAAUCAACUGAAGAUGUUAGUCAUUGGCCAAGUGACAAUGAGGGAUCCUUUGGUUCCUGUAAUCGAUUUAUGGGGCCUAUCGUAGCAAUGAUACUUGGGCUGAGUGCUUUUCUCAGUCCAAUAACUAUGGUUAUACUGCCUAAACUUGGAUUUUUUCCUGACUCUACAACUGUUCUAACAAUGCAACAAAAACUACAGUUACUGUCGUGUAAUGCUGAAUGCAAAGGCCAGUUGUUAGGUUUAGCUUUCAAGUUGGUGCUAUUAGGUAUUGGAAGCUGGGCUGUGUUUUUACGUUCAAGAAAUGCUACCAUGCCGCGUAUAUUCUUAUUCAGAGCAGGUGUAUUGCUUCUCACCACAUUAUGUAUUUGUACUUAUUGGCUAUUCUAUGUUGUUCAGGUUACAGAGAGUGCUAAGACAGCUGCUAAUGGUGAAAUAACAGAGUACAAAAAUUUAGUAAAUUAUGCUGGCACUCUUGCAGAUACUCUACUCUUUAUUCAUUAUGUUGCUAUAUUAUUAAUUGAAAUUCGCCAUCAGCAACCUAUGUUUUAUCUUAAAGUUGUAAGGUCGCCAGAUGGCGAAUCACGAUCUUACGCAAUUGGACAAUUAUCAAUACAGCGAGCAGCGGUUUGGGUAUUAGAAAGAUAUUACACGGAAUUUCCCAUUUAUAAUCCAUAUUUAGAAAGAUUGCCAGUAUCAAAAUCUGGUAGAAAACAAUCAAGCUUCAAAUUUUAUGAAGUUGACGGAGGGGUAACUGGUGGUGUUCAAUCGCGAGGAGGUAGCGGUGAUAGAGCAGUAAUAACGACUCAAACUCGUCGUAGAGAUUCUAGCCACAAUGAACGAUUUUACGAAGAACAUGAUUAUGAACGUAGAGUAAGAAAACGCAGAGCAAGACUAAUCACUGCCGCUGAAGAAGCAUUUGCACAUAUUAAACGUUUGCACUCAGAAGUUGAGUCGACUCCAAAUUCAGGUCCUAUGGAUCCUAUGGAAGCUGCACAAGCAGUGUUUCCAUCUAUGGCAAGAGCACUGCAGAAAUACUUGAGGGUUACUCGACAACAACCACGUCAUUCUGUUGAGUCCAUUUUAACUAGACUUGCGCGAUGUUUGGCUCAAGAUGCAGCACCGCGCGCAUUUUUGGAACCUUUCUUCGUAACCAGUCCUGUUUUAUCAAAUGAGAAAGAGAGGCAGAAACGAUCGCAUCAUUGGGCUUUAGUCUGCGAGGGAGAAUUACCUUCGCGACCGCUUGCUAAUGGCUGCGAAUUUCAAUUAAGACAAGGUGAAGUAGCGCUUCUAUGUACAGUAUACCACUUACCCCAUUUUCACCUCACCGAACAACUCGCACAUCCUAAAUCUAACAAAUUUUUAUUAAGACUAAAUUCCGAAACGUCGGUCUAACAGCCUAAAACAGAUAGCUCAGUUUUUGUAUUUUUUCCAAGGAGUGGGAGAGAUAAUUUACAGCCUGAUAUUUGUAUUCUUAACGAAUACAAAAGUUACUAAAUAUCAAUAACUUUUUUAUUGUAUAUAUCUGAAAAAAAGAAUAACGUAAUAGUGUAUCUAUAUUGUGAAUUAUAGCAAAAAAUGAUACUGAAGCAUGCAGAAUAUAAUACUCAUAAAAGUGAUAAAGGUUUUCUAAAGUAUAUUUUGUAAUGGAGAAAGUUUCGUACAUGACAACAUAGUUUCCAAUGUAGUGAACUCACUUUAAUGAAAUUAUUUAAUUUCUCCUUACUUAUAACAUAAAUAAGAAAAUUCAUUUCCGGUAUUUUAUUUCAGUAGUUAGUAUAUUGUUUUAAACAAAGAUAAGUAAAACAAAGACUAUUAUACACAAGAUUGCUUAAGGAACAAAUAUUUCCUACCGAUUUUUAAGAAUGUAAAGUAUUAAGCGUUAUCGUUUUAAUUAAAGAUUCCAUGUUAGUAUCUCAUUUACUACUUAACUGAUACACAUAUAUUUUUAUCUUGUAUUUUUCAUUCAUUUAAUCUCAUAGCAAUAAUUUUGCUAGCAACAGUAACAAACGAAAAAUAAUAAAAAUUAAACAUUUUAAAUAAGAAAAUAAUACAUUUUUAUAACAUAUUUAUAUGGCAGACUGUUUAAUUUAUAUACUACAUGCAAUUAUUGAUUUAAAUUCAUAAAUUAAUUUUUUGACCGAUCAAGCAUUAAAAGUAUACUUACAAAUUUUUGUUUUAAUAUUUUAGUAUUCGGCUCUGUACUUAAAACAAUUAAAUAUUAAUUUAUUUAUAUUUAUAACUGAAAAAGUAUACAUCUUUAUAUGCAUUUAUACAAUAUUGUAUGUAUUUAUAAUACUUUAUGUUAUACAUUUAAAAUACUAUAUGUUUUGGUAUUACUUAAUGUACCUAUUUCUACUAUGUUAAUUUUUAAUUUUAUAUUAAAUUUUUGUAUUGUUUUAAAACAUUUCAUAUUCCAAAAGGCUGAUAAUUUUGUAUUGCAUUUAAUUGCACAUGCUAUUGAAACAUAUAUACAGUAUCGAGCAAAGUAGGCUUCGAUAGUAAUUAAUUUUGACGAUAUUAGUAUUAAAAGUGAUUUAGAAACAAAAUAAUAUUAUGAAUGCAUAAUGUUGCAAUUGCGUUUUUUUUUGUACUUCUAUUCGAUAUUUAAAUUUUCGUACUUGAAAAGGAUUGAGUGUAAAUUUAUACAUAUAUGCCUAAAAAAUGUUUAACAUAUCACCGUUUAAAUAACCCAAAAUGUAUAUCACUUGCCUCUACUCAUAAAUUGUAUUAUUUAAUACUGUAGUAAUUUAAGAAUGUUGUGUCAAGGACAUACAAAAAUAUUUCGAAUUUUACAAUUUUGUAAGUAUGCAAUAUUAUUAUGGGUAGUCUUAUCCAUGAACUUUUUUUAUUUAUGUGUGAGUGUGAUGAAUGUAUCAAUUGACAAUGGAGUAUAAAUUUGCUGUAUAGUACGUAUUAAUUUUUUAAUACACAUUUUGACAUUGUGUAUUACAUUUUUAUUCUGUUCUAUGUGAAAUAUAAUAUAUUAGAAAUGUAAUUUGGUAAGACAGCUAUAUUUUGUAAAAAAAAUAAACCCAAGCACGCACAAGAUAGAAUUCUAUUGUCGCAAAAAUGCUACAGAAAAAUAAACAAAUAAACUUAUUACUUCAAAUUUUACUUAUAAGUCUCAAAUUGUUCUAUGAAAAAAUAUUUCAAUGCAAGACAUAUAUUUAUAGUAAUAUGUGAAAAAUA
Molecule: messenger RNA, 3824 nt
Organism: Osmia bicornis bicornis
Lineage: Eukaryota; Metazoa; Arthropoda; Insecta; Hymenoptera; Megachilidae
Gene: Vang
Product: vang-like protein 1
Exons: 5
Coding region: 309-2027 (572 amino acids)
Biological process (GO): Wnt signaling pathway, planar cell polarity pathway; multicellular organism development; establishment of planar polarity
Cellular component (GO): plasma membrane
Source: RefSeq, a predicted model, not a curated record